This is a messenger RNA of Manduca sexta (tobacco hornworm), 7622 nucleotides long. RefSeq names its product D-glucuronyl C5-epimerase (gene Hsepi). The record is from RefSeq and is a predicted model, not a curated record. The transcript is spliced from 8 exons. Lineage: Eukaryota; Metazoa; Arthropoda; Insecta; Lepidoptera; Sphingidae. Gene Ontology annotation, biological process: carbohydrate metabolic process; heparan sulfate proteoglycan biosynthetic process. Gene Ontology annotation, cellular component: Golgi apparatus. The coding region runs from base 154 to 1920 and encodes 588 amino acids. Gene Ontology annotation, molecular function: heparosan-N-sulfate-glucuronate 5-epimerase activity.
UCAGCUGUAAACUGCGGAACUGUGUAUCCAGCGAUUAUUUAACAUUAUUUUGCGUUUAGAAUCUGUUUUAUGUUUGUAUUCCAGUUGAUUUUUGCCCGCACUUCACCGAUUUACCAGUUUGAUGUGAUUUGAGAUGUGAAAGCGUUAUUUCUUAUGAAAAGAAUACGUUUAUUUCAUUACAACAUUCAUCAACACGAAUGGAAUGUGUUUUCAGUACACAAAGUGGCAGGCGUGAUGCUGGUCCGAAUGAACAUGAAGGUAGCACUGGGCGCGCUGUGCGUCGCAGUGCUACUCUACAUCGUGUAUUGGGGACACUGCGGAGAGUUCCCCAGGAGGCCAAUAGGUUCUGUGUUGUCGAACGGCCUGUCAGAGCGCGUGGAAGAAGACAUAGAAUGUGUAAUCAACGGCGAGUACUCGGUGGCGUGCCGGCGCGACCGCGACCGCGACGAGGUCUUCGUGCCUUUCUCCCUCGUCCACAAGUAUUUUGAGAUUUACGGCAAGAUAACUUCAACGGACGGCAUCGAGAAAUUCGAAUGGUCCCACAGCUACGGUAAAAUAUACCAUCCGAAGAAGAAGUAUGACCCACGCGGCACCUUCACCACCUUCGAAAACUACAACGUGGAAGUUCGCGAUAGGGUCAAAUGCAUCAGCGGGAUCGAGGGGGUCCCGGUGUCCACCCAGUGGGACCCUAAGGGCUUCUUCUACCCGACCCAGAUAGCACAAUUUGGACUGGCUCACUAUAGCAAGUUUUUGACCGAACCAGAGCCAAGGAGAAAGGUUUUGGAUGAUGGAGAGAAACAUCUAGAAAACUGGAUAGUCAGUAAAGAUGCUACGAUGGCGAGGGAAUUUGAUGAGUCAGUACAGUCUAAUGUUAUAAAGUUUUCGACGUCAGAGCAUGUGGCAAGUCAGGUGUGGUUGAAGGUGAACGUGAGCCAGGACUUCGUGCUCAGUGCAGAUCUGAUGAUGAAGCCUAACUCCUCGAUGACCGUGGUGCUGCAGAACAAGGAUAAGAGGGAGACCGUGUAUUUGCAUUAUGUUACGAAUAUGCAGAUGAUAUAUGCUCAGGACGAUCAUAUAUACUACGGUAUAGGCGUGGAGCAGCAAUGGCGGCGCAUCACCAGGGAUCUUAUAAUCGACAUGCAGAAAGGCUGGGCGUUGCAGGACAGGCCGAAGCGGAGGUCACCACGGAAUAAGUUUAAGAUAUCGAGCAUAAUUCUAAGCGGUUCUGGCGCGCUGGACAACGUGACAGUGUCCCGCAGCGAGCACAUGGCUAUGUUCAUGGCGGCGGCGCGCUGGCUCGUGCGCUCGCAGCGCGCCAGUGCGGGCGGCUGGCCCGUGCCCGUCAGGAGGAGGAUGGCGCUCGGAGUCGCAGACCUCAAGCCGGGCUGGUACUCGGCGAUGAGUCAAGGCCACGCGAUUUCCCUUUUGUCCCGCGCGUACCACCGCAGCGGCGACACGUCGUACCUGCAGGCGGCCAAGCGCGCGCUGUUCCUGCUCGACGUGCCGAGCCACGCCGGCGGCGUCAAGGCGUACUGGAUGGACAAAUACGUGUGGUACGAAGAAUACCCAACCAAGCCGCCGCUGUUCGUCCUUAACGGCUUCAUAUAUACUCUUCUCGGCCUCUACGACCUGCACAUAAUCGAGGGCGAGAACUCCAUAUCCCUCGCCAAGAAGAUGUUUGACGACGGCAUGACCUCCCUCAAGACCUUACUCCCGCUCUUCGACACCGGCAGCGGCAGCUUCUACGACCUCCGACACUUCACCCUAGGUGUCAGCCCCAACAUAGCCAGGUGGGAUUACCACGCCACCCACGUCAAUCAAUUAUAUCUUCUAGCAGGCCUGGACAACGACCCAAUCCUACUGAAUACGGCUAAAAGGUGGGAGGGAUACAUGUUAGGGAAACGGGCAGCACAUAAUUGAACAAUGUGGGAUCAGGUUGGUAUUAUACGUCACUCGUGGAGUGUGGAGUCUUUGUUGACUAAUGUGGGUCGGUGGGAUUCGUAGGGUUUGAAAGUUAACACGUUCGCUAGGUCAAGAAGGUCAGUAAUGUUCGAUUCAGUAAUCUCGGAGUUUUGGAGGUAUUUUUGUUGGAUUCGUCGGAAAAUGUGGGAUUUGUGAAAUUGAGUAAGGUUUGAUAUGGAAGUUGAUUUUUCCUUUUUGAUAAUUUACGGUUCUGGCUCCUGGUGCUUUAAUACAUUUUGACCAAUAUGAAUAUAGAUCCGAGCGUUAGUGUUAACAUGCAUAAAAACUGAUUUUAAAUCGUAAAAAGUAAUGUAGAAGGUAGAAAAUGUAACAAAUUAAAUAUUUUUAUAUCAUAACAUAGUGGGUGAAUUGGUAACAAUAACAUAUUACAUAACAUUUGAAGUAAUAAUAUACUACUAAUUCUUUUAACAAACUUUGUCACUGAAGGCUUGUCUGAGUUAUGUAAGGAACAUUAAAUAUUUGAAUACGUAAGUUGUAGUCUGACAAUGUCCAAUGUUUUAUAACACAAAAUUAAACAUGGAAUUAUACUGGCGUGAGUUUUUGGAAAUCAAAUUAUAAAAGGCUUAAACAACAUUAUGCAGUUGUAAAAAAUGCGCAAUAAAAAAUAAAAUAGACUAAUAGUUUUUACUUCAAUCAUAGCGUUCAGUGACUUAAACAUAAUGGAAGACUACAACAGUGUUGCCAAAGAACUACAUUAUUAUCGAAUGGUGUCAUGUUUUACUUGGACUGUAGGGUUGGGACGUUUGACAUAUUCAUGAAACAUGGUCGUGUGGUGGGAUUCGCAAUAAAAAUAUGUGGGAUUGAAAAUAUAAGCGGAAUUGAUCGAACCCUACCAAAUUGUGUCUCUGUACUCUGAAUAACGCUAGAUGUCGCUUUAGCAACCCAAAUACCUCAAAUAUAGAUCUGCUGAUUGUUACAAGAUUCGCAAUUCCUAAUAACCUGACUUAACAUAGGUUUCUUAGUACUAGCGUGGGAUUAGGACUGUGUUGUUUUUUUAUAUUCGUAAUAUAUUUCUCGAAUUUACUACUUAUUAAUUAUAUAAUAAUAUUAAUUUUAUAAAAAAUAUGAUCAUGCUUCAUGAACAUGCCCGAACGCGAUGUAACAAAAAACAAAUAUAUAUACCAUUAAAGACUGAUAUGAAACAACUUUAAUAUUAUGUAUAUAUCAACGUACCUUAGUGUAUGUAUUGGCAGUAAUGUAUGAAGUUUAAUACCUUUUUGGCUUAGUCGGUCUGUUUAUGUAGAUAUAAUAAUUAUUACAUAAUAUGAUAGAAAACUUUCAGUGGAUUUGAAUCAACGUGGGGUUCGUUUGGAUAUCUCUCAUUACUUUGGUGGGAUUGGAUAGGCUCGGUGUAACAGUCUUUGUCGUCUGAAUAUUUUGCCAAUUCCAAAGUUCGUACAUUACAGUCAAUACAGUAGUUAAAUUAUCCAUCUCUUUGCUUUAUUUUGUACUUAAUGACUAAAUUUAAAACCUUAUUUAGUAUUAGUAACCAAAUAUCGUUAAAGUCAUAUCAUUGUACAUAGCUUAGUGAUAGUUGAUAUGAGACAAUUAUGAAUGGGGUUUGUAUAAAUGUACAUAGCAUUUUCAAGGAAGGAAAAGCUGGUUUAUGGUUUCAUCUUUCACUGAAUAAUGGUAUGAUCAGAUUAUUUUUUUUUAGAAUUUGCAGACAAUAUAAAAAAUUACGUUGCUUUUUACGGAAUUGUAGAUUCUUUUUCAUUUAAAUGAAUAUUGAUUUUCAGAAGGAAUAAACCAUUGUUUUCGAAAAAUGAAACGCUGGUUGCAGCUGGAAGACAUAAUGAUUAUAUGAAAAUAUAUAAUUCUAUGUGUAUAAAAGCAAUUGAUUUUCUAAAAUAUUAGUUUACUGUCUGCAAAUUUUACUGAAAAAUAAUUGUAUGAUAUGGAUAAGUGAUACAGGUAAUCUAAAAUGAGGGCCGAGUGCAUUAAAUAAUGUUUGAGACUGGAAUUAUAUUUAUUCGUAAAUGCGAAGUUAAGUAUCUCAAAGUAUUCGCAAAAUGAAGCAGAUUUAUUACGUAAUAUAUAUUUGUCAGUGUUUUUGGUACUUUAUGAGGGGCCGUACAAGUAUUACGUAACGCAAUUUGGGGGGGAAGGAGGAUCUUUUAAAACUUUACUAUGUGUACACGGGCGGGAGGGGAUACUCGUACAAAGCGUUAUGUAUCAUUGUUUUUUUUUUUAUUUUAAAACAAUAACAAAGGUAUUUUAGCGACUUUCCGGUAUUUUGCAUAAAAUAAUUGUGAAUAUUACAAAAAAAUUGGCACUUUAGAGUGACAUAACUUUUGGAGGGAGAGGGAGGAUGGCGUAUAGUUAAACGUUACGGCGCGUUACAAGGGAGAGUAGGGGCUUCAAAAAUCUUCAAAAAUUGCGUUACGUAAUACUUGAACGGCCCCUUAGCUGUUUUUUAAUCUAAUUAUUAGUCAUGUUUAUUUUAUUCAGUAGAUUUUGGUAUGUCGAUUUUAUCGCUGAAGGAAUUUAUGGCUUUUCUUACUUUAUUUGAAUUAUGGAUUUUAUUGUUUCUUUAAUUAAAAUGUAUGCGAAAGCUAUCAAUUACUUUAAGUAUACAAAAGACGAAAUUUAUUGGUGAUAUAGUUUCUUGCCUCAAUCGACCACGAAUUUAUUUAUCCGUUCUAUUAUAUUUAUUGGGAAUGGUAAAAGUUGGAAAAUGUACCUACGUUUAAUCGAAAAUUCUUGGUAAAAUAACACAUGUUGAAAUUGUCUACAAUAUUAUAUUUAAUAUUUUAAUUUACUUUAUAAUUACUGUAAACCUGGAGGAUGUAUGAUAUGGCGAUUUCAUUAAUGCUUGCGUGGACAGCUACCAUUUUAAUUCGACAAAUAAGGUCAUUUUAGAUAAAUCUCUACUAGGAGGCAGUUUCUUCAAGUUAUUUUUUCUACAAUAGCUGUUUUUGUGCUUAAUUUCUGAGUAGUAGCCGUUCUAAUGUAUUGACAAUUUAUACAUGUGUCAUUUUUUCAAGUAUUUCAAGUAUAGUGGUAAUUCAAUGUUUAUAGUUAAUUGUACAUAACAUCUUGCCACGUUAUUUAUUCACUUAAAGUUUAUUUAUUUUAUAGAACAAAUAAUGACAGCUAUGUUAAUAGUGAAACAAGGCGGAAUGUGGGUAGUACGAAAUAUUUAUUGUUUCUUAAUGUAUGUGUUUACAUGCCACGCCGCUAUAUGUAUGUAUAUAGUAGGAAAUAUUUUUUGUUGUGAAACAAGAAUUUUGAAUUUACAAGAUUACAGUAAUUGUAUGUAAAUAUUGCCUGCAUAUGUCUAAUAAAUUUUCCGUUUAGUUUUAUCCUAAUAAUAUCACUUUUGACGUUAUGCUCAUAUAAUAUCAGAAAUGUUUUGUAAUUUUCUGCCAGGUAGGGUUUAUUUAAUCGCCAGUCAGCUGAAGUUUUCUUACAUGCUCCUUCCAGUUUGCUGCUGUCAAGUUAUUCUCAGGAAAUACAAUGUAGAGUUUAUUGAAUGUUCAGAGUAUAUGUAACGUGUCUUAUGAUGAUUCGAAAAGAAAAAAUGAAUAUAUUAGAAUUGUUCCAGACCAUUUUAUUUAAUUUAUUUGUAUCGUUUGCGGGCGAUAGUCAUUUGUUUAAAAAAAUUGUUAAAACUUUGCUUCAGGGUUUCUCAUAAUGAGUCUGCACUUUACUUAUUAAUGUUAAGAUUUUGACUUACAUAUCUAAUUAUAUUAAUUUAAGAUUUUAGAACAAUUAUUCCGUUUGGAAAUUGCUUGUUUACGAAGCCGAACUUGGCUGAUGCACCACCGUGUCAUAAGCGAGGUUUAGAUUAGCAAGAAAACUUUCAGAAGUCGACUUCCGCUAGUAAUUUUUACCGUAUAACCAUCUCUGCAAGCUGACUAUUGCAAUUUGAACCUUGUAGGACUUGCGGCAAGUGUCAUGUGUAUAACGAAUGUCGAAUUUUAAUUUAUUUUUCUUGCUUUGAAUCACGAAACGAACUUGCCAUUCGCCUGAUGAUAAGCGAUACGACCGCCCAAAAACAAUAUAAACACCAUCCAUUAUCUGAAUUACAAAGUAUUGUUUGGUAUUUCAUUGCGCUCGCCAUCCUGAGACGUGAGAUGUAAAGUCUUAUAUCCAGUACUUACAUUGGCUACAAUGUCCUUCAAACCGGAAGACCACAGUAACUACACACUUGCUUGGCAGCAGUAAUAAGCAUUGCGGUGGUACCUAUCCAGGCGGACUCUCACAUGUAGAGACCUACCGCCAGUAAAAUAGAUUACUUCUUACGCUAUAUUGUUGCAAGAACUUGCUAGUCUAAACUCAGCUUUGUGUAAAAAGAAAUGGCAAAUUCCAAAGUUGUCCAAAAAUUGUCAGCCGGCUGGGAAAAUGCACAAAUAGGAUGUCCUGGUAUUCACUUAAAUUAUAAAUUAUUGUAAAGUCAAUGUUACUGAUAGGUGAUGAAUAAAAUGUAACAAACAAAAUUUAUUAUCUACGUAUGGAUGUAUUUCGUUAAAAUUAAACAUUCCAUUAAAGAGCUUACAGUGUUAGUCAUUAUCAUUGUAAAUAAAUUAUUUAUUUUUAGUUUGUAAACAUGUUUUUGUCUAAAGUAAUAUUUAUUUAAUUGUCGACGUUCUUAACAAAAUAUUUUUAAUUAUAAUUGUGUUUUAAGAGGAACAUCGGGCGUUUUGACAAAACAAUGAUUUGACUAGAGAUCUUAUGACUUAAUUGAUAUAGUAAUAAACAAUACCUUCCUAGUAACAAGUUUUGUAUAAAAUGUUAAUUUCAAGACCUAAUUUCUCAUAUAUACAACGUUGUAGCAUUUUUUAUGGGUCUUGUAUUUAAAUUGUCUGUUGGAAAUACUUCUGAUGUAUCGGAUGACGUCACACGUGUAUCAAACUGCCAGUGAGCGACAGUGCGUGCAAUUAAUUAAUUAUGUUCUCAGAUAAUAAUAUAAUCAACUGGUAGUACAUACCUACUCUGAUCAACAGUUUUGACCACAAUCUACAUACACGUGUUUUAUUUUUAAUGCUUUGAAUGACGAGUUGAUCUUGCGGUUCGCCUGAUGGUAAGUGAUACGACCGCCCAUAAACAGUAGAAACGCCAUCCAACACCUUGUAUUGUUUGGUAUUCCACUGCGCUCGCCUACUUGAGACAUGAGAUGUUAAGUCUUAUCAUGUUCAGUAGUUACACUGGUUACAAUGUUUGUUUAUUUUACAUAAGCUGCAUAUGUAUGUGGAGUACAAUAUAAAAAUAUUAACACAUUGUUUUUAUAUAGUUAUAUAACACUAUUAAUACAAUUAUAUUUGAACUUGGAAGUAAAAACUGCAUUUGACGUAACUGUAAAAGACAACAAUAACAUUGUUAACGAUGGUGGGGUCCAUUUUCGGUAGGUUCAAGUUUUAUGACCUUCUCUAAUAUUCAUGAUAUGUGUGACUGUCGUGGGUUUCAAAUUAAUACAUUUUGUGACAACCUCGGAUUAUCAAAUACGGUUUAAACAGGUCGUUGUAGAGGAACCUAAUGAAAGUGUGGAAACCACUCGUCUAUGUGAAAUGUAGAUAAAUGUAAUAUAGUUGAAAUGUUACUGCAUAACACUUUUUAUAUGUAAUAUAUUUAUUAGAAAACGUAGUUGUAUAGAGAAUGCACAUGUGAAUGACAAUAAAGCGUCUCAGAUUAUAAAA